This is a messenger RNA of Jaminaea rosea, 1005 nucleotides long. RefSeq lists its product as hypothetical. The coding region runs from base 279 to 899 and encodes 206 amino acids. NCBI's taxonomy places the organism in Eukaryota, Fungi, Basidiomycota, Exobasidiomycetes, Microstromatales. The record is from RefSeq and is a predicted model, not a curated record. The transcript has a single exon.
GGAGGAAGAGGAUGAGAAGGAGCGACGUGCGGCGUGCGGCGUGCGGCGUGCGGCGUGCGCUUCGAUUGACAACCCUCGUGUCUGCCCGCCCUCGAGACCGGUUACGUCAAUGCAAAGGGUGAGGCGGGGGCGGAGCGGGGCGCACACCCGCUGCCGCGUGGCCCAUCCGUCCAUCCGCCCUUCGAAGCUCCCCUCGACCUCCACCCCAGCUCGCGACCUCUCUCACCUCUCUGCCAAAACGUCACGGUUAGUCGCAACGAGACGAGACGAGACGAGGAAUGCCUGCUGAUCGCACCAGGAAGCGGAUGACGAGGAGGGAGGAGCACAAGCACGAGCACGAGGAGAGGGGAGAGCAGGCCGUAAGGAGGAGCACGAGGAGCACGAGGAGCACGAAGAGCAAGGCCGGGCGAAUUGGGCAGGGGAAAGAAGAGGAGGAGCGUCCCGCCCCUGCGUCUGGGUCCACGUCAACGUCAACGUCACCUCCCUCUAUCAAGGGGUCGCAGCGCAAGGGCAAGGGCAAAGCAGAAGCAGGAGCGCAACCCGCAACACCAAAGCCAAAAGCAGAGCGCAAAUACCCCACCACCCCCGACGGGCAUUACUUCGUCGUGCGCGGCCGCCUGUGGCGCUGUACCGACCCUUCCCUCUCCCCCUCCUUCGUGACCCACUGGACCAAGCGUUUAAUGGACGCCCGUAGGGACGUCGGCACGCGUGGUCGCAAUGGCGGUGACGUGAGUGAAGCGAGGGCUAGGGUGCAAGAAGCAAAAGAGCAGCUGGGAGAGAGGGGGGAAGAGCCUUGGUGGGUUGCCAAGGGGGAAGGAGGGGAGGUUUGUGAUCGGAAGAUGGUGUGGAAUACUGGGUAUCGGGAUUGGUGGGAGGCCGAGAGUAGCAAGGAAGCGUGACUGCAAUUGUUGGAAGACUUGAGUGCUUGUAUUCUAUCUACCAUUCACAUCGGCGUAGAGGACCCAGCUUCAGUCGACUGCCCCUCUGCGCUGCCCAUGAGAUUCG